AUGAAUGGUCCAUCAACAGUAAAUCAUUCGACACAAAAUAAUGAACAAUUAAUUGGAAAAUUUCAUGUUGUUAAUGUUGAUAAAUUACCAACAAAUCCAGUUAAUGCUCAUGAUGAAACAACUUCUAUUGUUGGUCAACAACUGCCGCCUCCACCACCAGUAGCAUCAUCGUCUACUACUACAACUACUGAUGAAUCUGUAUGUCCAUCACGUUUUCAAAUGAUUCGUGUUGAUAGAAAUUUUGUACGCGGUCGUUGGAAAGUAAAUGAUUAUGAACCGCCUGAAAAUAUUGCAACUCUAAAUAAUCCACCGGUGACUAAUUCUAUUGAAAAUGAACCUGUAAACAAUUCCAAUACAUCAACUAUGCCAGCAACAGCACCAAUAACAACAAUACCAUCUAAUAUACCACCCAAUGUACAUGCGGAUUCAAAUGUUACUUCAUCAGCAACACUUGCUGCAACAGCUGCUUCAGCUGCUGCUGCAGCUGCAACUGCUUUUCAACAACAACAGCAACAACAACAACAACAACAACAACGAUUAGCAAUGAACAAUCCAACAACAGUUAUGCCAGCAGCUAAUGUUCCACCACCAGCUGGUCUUCUUUCUGCUUAUCCACCGACAGCAUUACCUAAUCUUGCAGCACCAAAUCAAGCGUAUAUUUUAUCAGGUCAUCCACAAUUUGGUUAUUAUCAAAUAUUGCUACCACCUUAUUCACCAUAUGCUGCUCAAUGGGCUGCUUUAGCUGCUACAAAUUCUUUUCUACCUCCAACAAUGCCACCACCACAACAACAAACAUCUCGAUUACCAACUGGAAAUCUCGGUGAACCUUUACGACUUCCGGAAACAGUUCCAGAUGGAACUAGUGAAAAUCCAGUGAUCCCUUCUAAUCUAUAUCCGAAUCCGACUUCUGAUCACUUACAAAAUGCUCAAAUAGCUGCAGCAUCGACUGCACCAUUUAUAUAUGCUCCUCAACAUCCUCAUUCAACAUAUGUUUCACAAGCACCAUUAACUACUGCUUCUCCUUAUGCAACUAUGCCAACUUAUCAUUCUGCUGCACAGCCAUCAACAAUUAUUCCACCAACAGCACGGCCAACAUCACUCGCCCAAGCUAUUCCAAACAAUAUUACUGACAUACAACAACAACAACAACAACAAAUACACUCUCAUCAAGUACCAUCUACACAACAACAACCACAACAAGCACCAAUUCUUACUUCACCUAAACAAGAUACAGCAGCAACAAAAACUUCUCUACAACCACCAAUUAUACCGAAAGCAACGACAACAACAACAUCAGUACCAACAAAACUUUUAACAACACAAACAAAUGGUACUAAUGCAAUAGCUCAAACAAAACCUGUUACAAUAAUAAGCAAUAAUGCUAAUACUGAUACACUAAAAACAACAACAGCAACAAAUCCUACAUAUAUUACUGAUUUAUUAUCAACAUCACCUUCAUUAUCACAUAUUCAACAACCAUCACGAACACUUAUGUCUCCUAUAACAAUACAAACAAAUAAUCCAAGUAAUAUGACUAGUCCAAAUAAAGCACCGACAGCUUCAUUAAAUGACAUAUGGCCAUAUGGAACAGCUGGUCCAUCAUUAAAUUUAACGCAAACAGCUGCACAAACUGCAGUUGUUACAGCUGCUGCUGCAAUGGGCUUAUUAAAUAGUGAAAGUGGUCAAAAUACAGAAAUAGCUAACGAGAUUCUUAAAGAACUAACAACCCCAACAAAACAAAAUAAUACAACGGAUAUUGACAACAAAAUUUCAGCAGCCAUGGAUCUUGUUAAAAUGCAUUUGUUAUCUGCUGUCCGUGAAGAAGUAACCGAAUUACGUCAACAAAUUCGAACGCUUACUGAUAAAGUGAAUAGUGUUGAACAUGAAAAUACAUUUCUUCGUCAGCAUGUACCUAGUGAAAUCUAUGCUCAAUAUAUACCAUUAUAUCCUGGUUUAUCAUCUGCUAAUGAUCCAUCCAAUCCUACAACAACCAUAACGGGUACAGCUUCGAUACCUUCAUCGUCUAUAACGUCUAGUCAAUCGAUACCAAUGGCUUUUGUAUCAUCGCUCCCUUCAUCGUUUGCACAACAACCGCCUUUAUCGACUACCUCACUACCACCACCACCACAACCACCUUCAUCAACAAAUCUUCCUUCAACUUGA
Rotaria sp. Silwood1 is the source of this 2163-nucleotide messenger RNA. Lineage: Eukaryota; Metazoa; Rotifera; Eurotatoria; Philodinida; Philodinidae. The record is from the annotation of a GenBank genome assembly.